AUGGCCUUGCCAGCACUGGCUCUGACAUUCUUCCUGGCCCUUGCUCCUCUGCUGCUGGCACGGGGACAGAAGAACCACAGUCCUGUGAAUCCAUGGGUCCAUCAGGAAGCAGAAACAUGCCAAAAACCCCAGUGGGACUUCAGACUCCAGCUGGCACCAGAGCAGGAGAGUUACAGGAAGAACGAAGAAGUGAUUCUGAGCUGUCCCAAGGGUUUCCAGCCACCUUUCACCCAUAUCAAAUGUACAGGAAAAGUUCUGUCUGUUAUCAAUGGAAAACCUAUACACAGAGAAGCUUGGACUGGAAAGGACAGCAGAGGCAGUGUGAUCAACAUUCAGCCCAAGUUCAGGGCACAGUGCCUUGAUGUCCUCCAGGUUGUCCCUGAGACCCUGAAGGUUUUCAGCACCAGCAUCAAACUGAACUGGACCUGCAUGCUCCCUCAUAUGUGCCAGCAUAUUCGGGCCAGGUGCCAGCUGGAGCAGCAUUCUUCCUCAAACUGUGAGGCUGAGGAGGUGAAGGUAGAGGACAUACUACAAGGCCAGGAGGGAAUGUUCACCUGCUCCCCUCUGCAGCCCUUCACUGUCUACAGUGUCACCAUCUCCCUGCUGCCUAGCACAAUCCUAUACACACGGCUCAUCAGGACAAAGGAAAUGGUGCCAGACAAACCGGAGCAGCUGUGGCUGGAUCCUGACAGGGGCUCUCUCAGGUGGAGCUCACUGCCCUCCUGCAAAGGGGAGAUCAUCGGAUACCAGGUACCGGGAGUCCAUGGAGUGCCCGUGGUCCCCCUACCUAGCCUGGAGCUCUGUGCAGACAGCCUGAGGAGAGCCAGCAGUAACAGGCCCUCUCCACAGAGCUGCCCAGUGCAGAAGCAGAAUGUUGGUGCUACUGUCUAG
Messenger RNA from Vidua macroura (Pin-tailed whydah), 891 nucleotides. RefSeq lists its product as uncharacterized. Lineage: Eukaryota; Metazoa; Chordata; Aves; Passeriformes; Viduidae. The record is from RefSeq and is a predicted model, not a curated record. Gene Ontology annotation, molecular function: protein binding. The transcript has 5 exons. Bases 1 to 891 code for a protein of 296 amino acids.